This is a messenger RNA of Erythranthe guttata (spotted monkey flower), 704 nucleotides long. Lineage: Eukaryota; Viridiplantae; Streptophyta; Magnoliopsida; Lamiales; Phrymaceae. The record is from RefSeq and is a predicted model, not a curated record.
UUGGGAGCCAUUAGUCAUGUGGCGUGGUUGCCGCAAAUCUAGAAGGACUAAUGACGCUCGCAUUCUGGAAUUCAGCGUAACGAAUUGCGUAAAUUGGUGCAAGGAAACCAUAAACAUGCACCAAUUUUUCAAUGGGUACUCUGAAGGCCUCUUGGAUAGUGAAGGCCGGCCCAAAAUUUUGAAGUUGGAGGAUUGGCCUCCAACUGAAUCCUUUCAAGAACGGCUGCCUCGGCAUUUUGUGGAGUUCAUUAGAUGCUUGCCUUUCAAGCUAUACACGCAUCAAGAUGGCUACCUCAACAUGCCAGCGAAAACACCGAAGAAGUCGUUGAAGCCCGAUUUGGGUCCAAAAAUAUGCUUUGCUUAUGGAGUCAAUGAGGACCUUGGAUUCUGUUCUACAACCAAGCUUCAGUAUGCUCUUUCAGAUAUUGUACAUUUUUUUUCUGUUAUUAUCUCUCUUUAUUAACUUGAAUAUGUAUGAGAAUAUAUGAACUGCUUUAAAUCAUUUUCGGUUAGUCUGCUUAUUGCAUCGAUAGAAGCAGUACAUCUCCGAAAGAAUAUUCUUAUGAAGUCGUGGGUAUUUAUAUCUAUUCAACGCAGUCCUAAUUCUUCUUUCUUGCAUGUAACAUGGUAAUCUUAAUUGUUGACUCAUUAUACGCAAGGUAGAAUUAUGUUGAAUGUGCUUUAGACUUGAGUUUCAGUUAGGA